AUGAGCUCAGACAAAGAUGGUGUUUCCAAACCCACUCCGAUUUCAUUACCCAUUUCGACAGGGUCCCUCUACGUGGACACAGACAUGGGUUUCUCUAUGUCUCCACAGCCGAUGCCGCUAGACAUCUUGCAGGGGAAUCCAAUUCCUCCGUUUCUAUCCAAGACAUUCGAUUUGGUGGAUGACCCGAGUCUCGACCCGGUCAUAUCUUGGGGACUGACCGGAGCGAGCUUCGUGGUCUGGGACCCUCUCGAAUUCGCCAGAAUCAUACUCCCUCGGAAUUUCAAACACAACAAUUUCUCCAGCUUCGUCCGGCAGCUUAACACUUAUGGAUUUCGAAAGAUUGAUACUGACAAGUGGGAAUUCGCAAACGAGGCUUUCCUUAGAGGCAAGAAGCAUCUUCUGAAGAGCAUUCAUCGUCGUCGAUCUCCACAAUCCAACCAAGUUUGCAGCAGCAGUAGCAGCCAGAGCCAAGGGUCACCUACUGAGGUUGGAGGAGAGAUCGAGAAACUGAGGAAAGAGCGGCGUGCAUUGAUGGAGGAAAUGGUUGAGCUUCAGCAGCAACACAGAGGCACGGCUCGUGAAAUGGACACUGUGAACCAGAGGCUGAAAGCUGCAGAGCAACGGCAGAAGCAAAUGCUCUCUUUCUUGGCCAAGUUGUUUCAGAACCAGGGUUUCUUGCAGCGCCUUAAGAACCUCAAAGGAGGAGGAGGAGGAGGAGGAGGAGCUCUUGGAUCUGAAAAGGCGAGAAGGAAGUUCAUCAAGCACCAAGAUUCUCCAACAGGAGGUGAGAUUGUGAAGUAUGAAGCUGAUGACUGGGAGAGACUGUUAAUAUCUGACGAAGAGAUUGAGAACACUCCACUCUCGAGCCAAGGAGGAACCGAUCCGAAAGGCAAGAACUUGAUGAAUCCAUCAGAAGAAGAGAUGAUGAAUCCAGAUGACUUAAUGUCAUUCCCGUCUCAUGCAGAAGUAGAUGGUAUUAUCAAACAAGAAGAGACAUGGAGUAUGGGUAUCGAUACUACAAUGCCGAGUUUCAGCAACAACGAUGUGUGGGGAAACACGAUGGACUAUAAUGUCUCAGAGUUUGGUUCUGUUGCAGAAACAACAACUACAACUGAUGGUCUGCCUGAUGUCUGUUGGGAACAAUUUGCUGCAGAUUUCAAUUGGCCAAGUGGUGAUGAUCUUUAA
This is a messenger RNA of Thlaspi arvense, 1185 nucleotides long. Lineage: Eukaryota; Viridiplantae; Streptophyta; Magnoliopsida; Brassicales; Brassicaceae. The record is from the annotation of a GenBank genome assembly.